This is a messenger RNA of Cloeon dipterum, 629 nucleotides long. Its product is annotated as c-Myc-binding protein-like. Gene Ontology annotation, molecular function: transcription coactivator activity. The coding region runs from base 103 to 513 and encodes 136 amino acids. The transcript is spliced from 3 exons. NCBI's taxonomy places the organism in Eukaryota, Metazoa, Arthropoda, Insecta, Ephemeroptera, Baetidae. The record is from RefSeq and is a predicted model, not a curated record. Gene Ontology annotation, biological process: regulation of DNA-templated transcription. Gene Ontology annotation, cellular component: nucleus.
UUGUUGCUCAUACUUUUUGUUCCUUUUUUAUCCACUCACCGACGGCAUUGUUGGCCUUGCAGCCAUUGUUGAAAGUUUAAACAGCCUUUGGAAGUGAAAAUCAUGGUCGGAUCUCUGCAGGAAAAUGCGGAAAAGGCGUCGGCUAAGGACGAGGAGCCGCAGACGCCCAAGCUGUUGCAAAUUGAGGAAGACACAGUUGGUCUGGAGAGAGAAGAGUUUCGAGUUUAUUUAGAGGGAAAAGGCGUGAUGGAGAGUCUCAUCAGGGCCAUGACGGAGCUCUUUCUCGAAGAGAACAAACCAGACGACCCUUUGGACUACAUCAAGUCGUUCUUAAUCGAGCGCCACAGACCCGAGGGAGACGUGAGCGUCUUGCGGACGGACCUGCGCGAGGCUCGGAAGAAGAUUUCCAGUCUGAAGAAAACCAUUGCCUCGCUGACAAGCAGACUGGAAACGUACGAGCCCGUCGGUGAAUCCAGCAGCGAGGAGAAGCAAACCAAGAAGCAGGCCAAAUAGAACUAAAUUAUUUACACGGAUGAGAAAUUAGUUUUUUUUAACAUCGUGGGAAUUUCAGUUCACAAUUGUUGAAACAUCAAAGAUUCUAAAAAUUGUUUUGUUUGACGCUAUAUAUA